CUUUCCAGCGGGCCGCGAUGCUCUAGGGCUGACCGCAGCUUUUCCACCCAAGUGCGCGCUGGCGAAAACUUGCUCUCUUGCUUGGCGCCACUCUCUCGUCGGCACUCUUUCGCCGUCGUCGCCACUCUCUCGUCGCUGCUCGAAAACUUCUGCUGCUGGCGCAGGAAAAUCCAUUUUCCAUUUUCCUACACGCGGACAUUGGCUCAAAGUACCGUGUGCUGCGGACGUCCUUGUCGUGCGUGCGUCGUUUGCUCGCGCUGACGGUGUUUUUUUGAGUUCAGGGAAUCGAAUCGAGCAACAUGGAAACAUAACUGGUGGGGCGGAAUAACAAGAAACCCCAGCUAGAACACCUCUAAACACUUCAUUUUCGCAGUCCAAUCAAUAUAGAGUGGUAGUGGUGCAUUAGAAAAGAUGCAUUUGCAUUUGCAUUUUUUUUUCAGUGAGAUUUUUUCAUAUUUUUUCCAUCAAUUUCGGUGAGAGUGCUGUGCAACGAAAGGGAAUACGCAGAAACGAUUUUUUUUUAGAAAAUCGCGAGAGUCCCCGAAGGAGAAGGCCACAGAAACGAAAAGGAAAGGCGAAAACGAAGGAAAGGCAGCGCAAUAAGCCUUUUUGUAGGUCUUCACCUGCACACUCCACCUUUAAAGACCUGCUGACCGCUGAUGAACAACCGACACUUGGAGGCCAUGAAAGCGUGCUAUAUAUGGACAAAAGAAGGAACAAUCCAUUCAAACAUCUUCCCAACAUCUUGCGGAGGGUGCUAAACUAAAGGAAGCUGGACGAGAAGGGCUUCGCCUGCGACGGAAGCAAAGGAGCAGCCAACCCGACCGAAUCAUGAAACAUUCAAAUAUUUCCAUACACAAGGACAUGAUGGAAUUCGGAUAACUGCAACCGAGAAUUAAGUACAGAAAUAGUUAUAGGACACUUUCACCGAAUAACUCAUUUGGCGGUUAUCAUGAAGCGAACAGCUAUUUGCAGCUAUUUACGGGAGAGCGCGUAAAUGAAAGCCAACUUCCGGAGAAAGCAACUCUUGAGUAUAUAGAACAACCAUCAUACCCACAAACUGGUACCAGAGAUUCAUUGACGAGCAGGAGGAGGAGGAGGAGGAGGAGGAGAACAGGAGGGCACAGCGGUCAUGGAACCACCGGGCGGAGUGCCGCCGGACAGGGAUAGGCAGCUGGUGCUCCGGCAUCAGAAUCAGUCGGCUGCCCUCGUUCCCGUGGUGGUAUCGGCACCCGCAACCGCACCCACAGCACCGGGGGUAACCAGCAGUGCGACCAGUCCGCAGCCACCGGCCACGUCCCUGCUGCCCAGCAAGCCAACUAGUCUGAGUCUCCAGCCGCAUGCCAAUCUCCAGGCCAUGCAACAGUUGUCUCCCUCCGCCGGAGGUGGAGGAGGAGGUGGAGCAGGAGGAGGAGGAGGAGGAGGAGGAGGCAACAACAAUGCCACAGUGGCCAUGGCCACGAGCAGCAGUAGCGGGAAUGCCAACAGCGGCAGCAGUCCCGCUCUGGCCUCCACCGCCACGGCCAUUUCGGCCACCACCCAGGCGGCCACUGCCUUUAGCGGCAGCUCGGUGGGGCACCACCACUUGCAGCACCACCACCAGCACCAGCACCAGCAUCCGCAUCCGCCACAACUCCAGCCAACGCAACCGCAUCCGGCGCCCACGGCAGCGAGCACUGCAGCGCCACAGACGCAACAUCACGGCUCCAUUUCCGGCACUGGAUCCGCCGGUGGACUCAUCGGCUCCAGUGGCGGCAGUGCCCAUCCGCAGCAGGCCAUCGAGAAGCUAUCGCGACCUAUGGCCUUCGAUAAGAUGGAAAUGCUGGUGCGCGAGAUGCAGGAUCAGGAACAUGGGGUGCCCGUGCGGCAACAGAAAAUGUUCCUCACAUCCAUACCAUAUGCGUUUAUGGGGUACGAUUUGAUUGAAUGGCUGAUGGACCGCCUGCAAAUCGAGGAGUCGGAGGCCCUGAACAUUGCCAACCAGCUGUGUCUGCACGGCUACUUCUUUCCGGUGAACGACUCAAAGACGCUGACGGUGAAGGACGACUCGUCGCUGUACCGGUUCCAGACGCCCUACUACUGGCCCUGGCAGCACAAGGCGCCGGACAACGUGGAGUACGCCAUCUACCUGGCCAAGCGCUCGCUGCGGAACAAGCAGCGCCACGCCCUGGAGGACUACGAGGCCGAGGCGCUGGCCUCGCUGCACAAGAACCUGAAGGGCAAGUGGGACUUCAUCUCGAUGCAGGCCGAGGAGCAGGUGCGUUUGGCCAAGGAGCGCAAGAAGGGCGACAAGAUUGUGGGGGACUCGCAGGAACGAGCCUACUGGAGGGUUCACCGUCCACCGCCUGGCCAGUUCACUCCGCUGGAGCCGUGUCCAGUGCCUUCGCGCGAUCGUCAGGGCCUCAAGCCCAACAAGAAAAAGACUGUCGAUGACAUGCAGCGCGACGUUGACUACUUGAGCAAGUCGCUCAAUCGGACGCGGAUGAAGAUGUCGCAGGCGUGCGAGUCGCUCGUCUGCUAUUCGGAGACCUUCACCGAAUACGACUUCUUUCUGCAGCCGGCACUGCCCUCCAAUCCGUGGGUCACCGAGGACAUCACCUUCUGGCAGCUGAACAACACCUUCGUGGACAUUCCCACGGAGAAGCGGGUGAAGCGCUGGGCCAUUUCCAUCGAGGAGCUCGUCUCCGAUCCCACUGGCCUGCAGGAGUUCACCGGCUUCCUGGAGAAGGAGUACUCGCACGAGAACAUCCGCUUCUGGAUAGCUGUCAAUCGCUUGCGCCGAUCCGCUCACUCCCAAGUGGCGCGAAAGGUCAACGAAAUCUACGAGGAGUUUUUGAAGCCGGGAGCACCCUGCGAGAUAAACAUUGACGGCAAGACAAUGGAGAGCGUGCUGCGCGGCCUGAAGAAUCCAUCGCGGUUCACGUUCGAUUCGGCGUCGGAGCACAUAUACAUGCUGCUGCUGAAGAAGGACUGCUAUCCCCGGUUCAUACGAUCGGAGCACUACAAGCGCCUGCUGGACACCGGCAUCCAGCCGUCGUACAAGAAGCGCUUCUUCAACUUUGGCGGCGUCAGCGGGGCGAAGAAGAAAAUGACAGCCGCUUUGAGCAGCCAGCCAAAUCUGGGGGAUGCGGCUAAGGGAUCUGGUGGCGGUGGCGGCGUCGGCGGCGGCGGCACCUCCGGCAGCAGCUCCAUGAUGCAGGCCCCGUCGCCCGGUAAUCUGUCCAGGCGACGUGGCAGCGAUCGCAGCCUCACCGGAUCGGCCCACGAACUGGCCGUCAUCGGGGUGAACAAGGAUGCCGGCUCCAAGGUACCGCACUCUCAUUCCCAGAGCAAUCUCAGCGAAAUCCCCUUCAGUAGCGAUUCAAUUUAUCGAGGCGAUAUGCCACAGCGCCACAUGGCGAUCAUGGAUAUUGGGAUCUAUGCGGCUUACGGGAAUCGCGAAAGUAGUUUGCAGGCACUUCCAGAAACGCCAAAGACGAAGACCACCGCCCUGGAGCCCACGGAGUCCACGUCGUCGUCCACAGCUCUGGUGAUGGCGGCGGCGUCCAGCAGCGCCGUUUGCCCCUGGGACGAGCCAGCCGAGCCAGAUCCCCCUCCGCCGGCGACACAGGUGAAGCUAUCGGUGUGUCCCUGGGAUGUGGACAGUGCCAUAGAACCUACUCCUGCCCUCGUUGCAGGAGGAGGUGGAGCAGGAGGAGGAGGAGGAUCGUCGUCGAAGAUCUCAAGUGCCGCCGUGCAGCCACAGCGGUUGAAUAGCACUUCCUCGGACAACAGCGACGUAAAUGACCGAAUGCAGCGCAAUUUGGGCAUUCGCCAUCAGAACACCGUGGACAGUGGCGAAGCAGGCAUUAAGCGUCUGAUUCCCAACUUUUCAGAGCAGCGUCGGGCAUCAGUCUCAUUUACUCCCAGCCGUACUCCGGACUUCCAGCUAGGCCACACUCCCACGACGACAUCCUCGCCCACAGUGGUCACCAGCAGCAGCUCCACAGCGCCGCUGCAGGCUCGCAGUGCCGUCUACGGCAGCGGCAGUGCCAUCGCCAAGGAUCCGCCGUCGGGCUCAGAUCCCGAUGCGGAUGCGGAUGCGGAUGCCGAACUGGAGCUGGAGGAGCUCAACAAGCUGUCACUGGGCGGGUCCUCGACCACGGAGUUGCCGCUGCUGGUAGUGCCCACCCCCACGCAGACCCCGCCGCCCAUAACCAAGGUCACGCCGCCGCCCGAAGAGAGCACGGUGCCGGCGAUGGCCAUGGGUUUGACAGACCAGGCCCUGGACACGCCGCCGCAAACCCAACCGAACGAGGCCCAGGCCGCGGUCAAGGAGGUCCAGAUCGAACUGAUCGAACAGAUCGAAGCAGGAACUCCGCCCACCAUCAAAGUCCUGGAGCUGGAAGUAAAUUUCGGGCCGACAGCAGCAGCAGGAGCAGCAGCCGAUCCAGGCCAGGAUCGAGCACAGACCACCGAGGAUGCCGUGUUGGCGGAAGAGACAGAAGCAGCAGCAGCAGCAGUAGCAGAAGCAGAAGCCGAAAAGCUCGUCGAGAUGGAACCGCCGAUCCUGGACGAGCUCUCACCCACCACCGACGAGUACCAGGAGGGGCUGCAGUUCGGCGGCGACACCAAGGACGCAGUGGACGACUUUGACAGCAUAGACGUUGGCUACAUACCGCCAGCACCCACCCCGGCUCCCUCCAUGGCGCCCCUGGCCGAACUCGACGUGGACACGGUGGACGAUGAGCCAUGUGAGCCAUGUGAGCCAUGCGAACCAUGCGAACCGCCACCCACCGCCACUAGCAGUCGGGAAAUGGUGGUGGUCAGCACGACCUCGGCCUCGGCCACGGCCACGCCCACAUCCAGCAACGAGGAGGCGCGCAAGCGUCGCAAGAAGCGCAACUCGGAGAACAAAAAGCUCAGCUCGCAGGACGAAAAGGACAAGGCUGGCGGCAGCAGCAGUAUGGAUGCUGCCGAUCACAAUGCAGUGUGUCCCUGGGAAGACGAGAAUGUCAGCACCAACGAUGGCACCUUCGUGAAGACAUACGCCACACUGGGAUACUUAUGAAUAAAGCCAAAUCUGUUCAAAACGGUGGUCAACAAGUUGCUGAAAAGGAAGAAGCCAUACAAGAAGUAAGGCCUGGGUAGCUGGAUAGCUGAAUAGCUGGGUAGCUGGAUAGUUUAUUAUACAGAGUAUCUAUUAUAAUACGUACAUGCAAACAUAUUAUGUGUAAAUGUAAGUAUUUCAAUAAUCGAGUGUAUAUGUAAAUGUUAAAUGCUUCUCAUGUUCUUGAAACUCAAACUCCACCAAACUCCGAGGCACAGUGUUGGGGGAUUAUUGCUGAAAACUUCAAUCUAUAAUUAACAGAACAGAAAAACGGUCUAUGAAUGACACACACACACACACACACAAAAGGAAAUAUAUAUACUUUAUCUACAGAGACGUACAUACUUAUUUACAAAUCGAAGUGGCUAAGGUGGCUAAUUAGAAUUACGAAAAACAAACGGCGACAGAGUGGCAGAGGUUACUCAAAUGAAAUCAAAUGAAAUGUUAAAACUAACGCCUUCUUCUGAUCAGUUGUAAAAAAGGAAAAACAUACGGAGCUUAGAUUCGGCGGCAGACAUACUUUAAUGUAUACAAUGUAUAUGAUCUUACUGCGCAUAAGAAACCAUUUUCCAUACUUUAAUCAAAGCUAUCUGUAUAGAGACCCGUUCAAAGUCGAAACAGUUAAACACAGCAAGUUAUAGCCAAGAUCGAGAAUAAUAGACCCAAAAUGUGUAUGAUAAAGUUUAGGUUAAAUAUUUAAUUUGCACACUUGUCAGCGAUAGGCCAUGGCUCAUUCUUGGCCAAGAAAAGUCAUAUUUAUCCCAGCCAAACUGUGCAAAUUAAUCCUAAAGGGCAUUGAGUCGGGGCUGGUAAAGGGCGAAUUCUUGUUUAGAAAACCCAAAUGCGAUUGGCGGUCAGUAGAACUAUACUAUUUGAAAAUGUGAUGAUCAUGUGUUUUGAACACUUAUAUUGCCCUUUGCCAACCCGCAAGCCCCUUGUCAUAUUUAAAUGGUAGUACAAAGCGUUAAACCAGAUGUGAAAUGGCCCAUAUACUCACUAUGAAUUAUACCGAAAAGUCCCUUGGGUACAUUAAAUGCACAAGUUGCUGCGCAAGUAGUUGUUUUUCAUCAGCAGCUAGUUUGCUUUAUUUGAGUGAAAUCCGUUUCAUUUCACGGGUACAUGCCAGAACUCACGAGCCCCAAUCAAAUGUGCAGUGCAAAUGAAACACACAGUUGGAAAUCUCAGUUAUUUAUGAGAAAUCCCCUCAUUUACGUAAUAGAUACGUCGCCAAAAAACCAAAAAAAAAAAGGUCCCUAAAUUAUUUCAAAUCCAAACUGACUUGCGCGCUUAACUUGUGCGUUUUAAACUAUAUACUGUCCUACUGACUACCUAGUAAUUUUCUCUAUUUGAUUAGAAAUGUAUUGAGCUGCCCGCCCAAACAAUCGCAGAAAUCGAGCUAUGCUGUACUACAUAGAACACUAACAACCCAAAGCCAACAUCGAUGGGAUUGAACCGUGAUGGCCAUGGCCCGCAUCUUUAAGAUCAAAUUACACAUAGAGUACUGUUCCAUUCGAACGUCUUUACCUUAGACACAACACACACAACACACACACAACACACACACAGAACACACACAAACAACAAAAUGAUUAGAAAAUCAAAUUAAGAUGAAAUCCUGGUUGUUCGCGACUAAUACCUUUAUAUGAAUCGAAAGAUGAUAUAACUUAUCGAAGAACUAUUACAAUCUAAGUAUAUUUAUAUUUUCAUUGUGCAUAUGAAUUAGCUACUUACUGUCGAAACCCGUUUUGCUGGUAAACAAUCUUUAUAUGGGAUAUCUGAAUUCUCUUUGUGCUUUCUAAACAAAACAAAACAUAAAAGAAAACAAAAAAAACCAAAUAAAAAACAUUUUUCAACUACUUCAAUUAACAAAGCAAAACAAAAACUGUAAACUGUAAACUGUAAAACGAUAUGUACCAAAUGUACCAAAGAAGAUGGAGAGUUAAAUGCCGAAAACCUAAGCAAAUCCAAGUAAAUGUUGCAUAGAUAUUACGAAACGAGGCGUACACUUAGAGAAAUAGGGACGAUGUGCCGAGUGUAGGGCGUGCGUACAAAAUAUGUACAUGAAACCACCGUUAACUUUGCUUAAUGCGAGCCGAGCAAUUAAAGAGUUAAAACCAUAAAAAAAAAAAAAAAAA
This is a messenger RNA of Drosophila elegans, 7224 nucleotides long. RefSeq lists its product as uncharacterized. The coding region runs from base 1133 to 5050 and encodes 1305 amino acids. The record is from RefSeq and is a predicted model, not a curated record. The transcript has 11 exons. Lineage: Eukaryota; Metazoa; Arthropoda; Insecta; Diptera; Drosophilidae. Gene Ontology annotation, biological process: intracellular signal transduction; G protein-coupled receptor signaling pathway; regulation of G protein-coupled receptor signaling pathway.